Molecule: messenger RNA, 495 nt
Organism: Loa loa (African eye worm)
Lineage: Eukaryota; Metazoa; Nematoda; Chromadorea; Rhabditida; Onchocercidae
Exons: 4
Coding region: 1-495 (164 amino acids)
Source: RefSeq, a predicted model, not a curated record
AUGUCAGUCGUCAUGAUUACACUCUUUUUUGUCGCUCUAUCAAAGAAUCUUCUUGUCAACUGUCAAGUCAUUUGCACCAAUGAAGCUUCCUUUAAUGAGAAAGUAAUAUGCUUUGAUCUCGAUAAAGGUCGCUUUAUUGAUCCGAAAAUUGGCCGAAAUUCGAUAUAUGAUAUGGAAGUUAAUCUUAAACAGCAAGAAAUCUCACUAGGCCAAGGUCGAAGGAAACCGCAAGCAUGUCGAGGCUACAAUUUUUACCGUCGCUGUCAAAAGAAGUACGCAACGCAUUUGGGAAGGUUAGAGUGUCGAUACGCAAGAUGCUCCGUAUGCAUUACGAAACACUUACAUCCGGAUUGUCCCUUCUGUCACGCAGAUAAAUCGGUGUUUUGUCCGGCUGUCGAAACAUGCUCUUGCCCUUGGAAAGCUGGCUACGGUAUCUGGGAUUCCUGUAGACGACAAAUCAAUAGUCGGUGCUAUGGUACUUCAGAACUGUUCUAA